This is a messenger RNA of Nematolebias whitei (Rio pearlfish), 1370 nucleotides long. RefSeq lists its product as uncharacterized. Lineage: Eukaryota; Metazoa; Chordata; Actinopteri; Cyprinodontiformes; Rivulidae. Gene Ontology annotation, cellular component: autophagosome; nucleus. The coding region runs from base 272 to 778 and encodes 168 amino acids. The transcript is spliced from 5 exons. The record is from RefSeq and is a predicted model, not a curated record. Gene Ontology annotation, biological process: positive regulation of DNA-templated transcription; autophagosome assembly.
GGCUCCUCCGGCCACCAUGGCUCCUUUGGUGGAGUUCUUCACCGCGACCUUGAUCUGCUCAUGAGCAGAGAUCUCACAGCAGAGCCGGACAACAUCAUCCAGCCGCGGGCCCAUCCUGACGUUUCACACCGCAAAGACAACCCAUCCGCCGCUGAUAAACAAGUUUUUGAUCACAACAAUCACAGAAGAAGGAGAAAAAGGAGAAGACAUCAGGAUUGCUCGUCGUGAACAACAUAAUUCUGUUUGAGGAGAUCGUAAAAGAGACGUGGGGAUGAUUGGGAAGAUUCUUUCUCAUCUACUUGGAAACUCGGGGGAGGACCCAGAAGCAGCAGAUGAUGCUCACGAUAAGAUGACUGAGUUUGAGGAGGAGGGAUGGGUCGUUGUUAACCUCCCAGAGGACGGACCCCUGUUGGCCCCUGAAGCGAACCCUUUUGAGAACCUGCUGAUUGAGCACCCCAGUAUGUCUGUCUACCAGAUGAGGUGCACGUUGGCUGAAGCCGAGGAGGAGGAGGAGUUAGUUUCUGAUGAAGAUGAGGAGGAAACCUCCAGGCCAGUGGCUGUGAGGCGGCACGUUUCCUGGCACCUUGCAGCCUGGGGGAUCCCUCUGCCAUGUAACGUCCACUUGCUGUCUGCUCAGAGGGCCAGGAGCCAGGCAGAGAGGAAGAAGCUGGGCCGCAGCGUUCUCCACAGGCAGAACCUGGUCAAGACACGGUUCUCCUCGGGAGACAAACGCUACGGUCACCUAAAGCGCCCUUGCCAGCACGUGUACAACUACUGAAACAAGCAAGAGGUCAGCAGUCAGUCUCUGGCACAGACUUACUCAGGUUUUCUGUCAUUAUGCAACCGUGCUUUAAUAACUGUGCCUUAAACGAAACAAGAUGUGAGGUUCACCUUGUGCAAUGAUGAAACGGCAAAGGUUUGCACUGCAGCCAUCUGAAACCACUGAAAACAAAUAAACCUCAGUCCUGCAACCACAACAAAUACAUAGAUAAAAAUCAAGUUAUGCCUCUUAAGAUGAAAUACAUUUGUGAGAAAUGGUCAUUUUUCUAAAAAUCGUUAAUAUUGUAAACUAUCAAAUAUGAAGAGCAGAGUUGUGUGGCUUGUGUGAUUUUGAACAAAAGUGAGUUUUAUUGUGCGUAUCCAUGUGUUUCAAAAUGUUUGAGGUGUUCAGCAAGUUAUUUUCAUAUUUCUUUUACUGAUGUGUUUUAUGACAAUGUUCCAAAUAUAAAAGGCUGAAACCUGCAGAGUAUUUUGUUUUCGUACAUGAUGAUUAUCAUUUACUGCAGAGGGUCGUUUGUGUUUACCUGCCAUGUUUGUUAUUGACAUGUACAGUAUUCAUGCCACGAAAAGAUGUGAUUUGAAUUUCUUCA